This is a messenger RNA of Laetiporus sulphureus 93-53, 3084 nucleotides long. RefSeq lists its product as uncharacterized. Lineage: Eukaryota; Fungi; Basidiomycota; Agaricomycetes; Polyporales; Laetiporaceae. Gene Ontology annotation, molecular function: RNA binding. The record is from RefSeq and is a predicted model, not a curated record. Bases 252 to 2612 code for a protein of 786 amino acids. The transcript has 10 exons.
AACAUCCCCAUUUUUCAUGGCGAUGACCCAAAACAUGGCAGAUCUAGUCAUCAAAGGCCUGAGACGGCGUUGAAAGCACAUGGUAAACACAAUGGUUAGGAUGUGCUUAUGUCAGCUGCUAUAGAGGUGCUUUUCGUGCCGCGAACUGGCCUUCCACCACACUCACGUCCUGCGCACCGCACACCGUCUCUCCUCUCUCGUUGCGCAAGCCGGCGAAGAUACCCAUUCCACAGCCAGGUCUUGCAGCCAUAAUGGCAUCCGACUACAGCGUACCCGUCGAUCCUGCAGGCCACCAGCCGCACCCGUACCUGCACGAGCCGCUUCUGUACAUCACCGGCCUGCCAUCAUACGUCAAGGACGAGGACCUCGCCAUGGCCUUCCAGGCGUGCGCACCGUUUCGCCCGCAUAUCCCGCGCGACGGCUCGACGAAGGUCGUUUCAGGCACAAUUGAAUUCCGAGAUCUUGAGAAAGCGGAGAAAGCUCUUGCGACACUGCAGUCGCGCCCGAUCCCAGGCAUGCAACCCCCAGUGCUGCUUGUGCUGUCGCCCUACCCAUCGACCACUCCUCCGACCCCACUGCCACCACCGAAUGCUCUGCCACGGCUUGUGAAGCAUCUGCCGCCGGGCUUCACUGACUCACAAUUGUACGACCUCUUCCGUCCGUUCGGCGCGCUAGCCUCUGCUCGAACCCAGUCUCCAUUUGGGAGAGACACUGGCGUGGUGGAGUUCUGGCGGGAGGAGGAUGCGCAUCAGGCGGAAGAAGCCAUGCACUGCGCAGACGUGGAGGGCCAGAACAUCGCAGUGCAAGUAUAUCAGCCAAGGAGAGCCGGCGGCAUCGCAGAUUUCAAUGCGACUGCGCCGACGUUCGUUCCGACGGGCUCUGUGUAUCCGUAUCCCACACAGUACUCGCCUCCACGUUCCGUACCAUAUCAUCCUCGAUCACCUGUUCCUCCCUUCAUGCAUGGACCUGGACAGCAGGUACAGCUCGCGCCGCUGAGUGGUCCCGGAUCGACCAGUCACAGCGGACUGAUCGAUCCUUGCAAUCUGUUCAUUAAAAAUCUUGAUCCCUCAAUCGAUUCGAACAGCCUCUUUUCACACUUCCGCCAGUUUGGUCAAAUCGUGAGUGCUCGAGUUAUGCGCAAUGAGAGCGGCGAGAGCCGUGGUUUCGGUUUCGUCUCAUACCAGACACCCGAUCAAGCUUCGAUGGCAAUGCAGACCAUGAACGGGAUCACACUUGGCUCCAAGCAGCUCGUUGUGCGUCUGCACGAGCCGAAACAGCUGCGGCAAGAGAAGCUGGCGGCGCGAUUUGGGGGCCAUAAUGGACACCCGAGAAGCAGCAGUGGCGCAACCAGCCCCACCGCGAGCGAGGCAGGCGAGAGCUAUGCAGGCUGGUCGAGUCCGGGUCACCGUCCGACACCAUUAUCGCCCAUGAUGCACAGCGAGCGUCUAGACCGGGGAAGAAGGAGCUCGGGAAGCUACUAUCAAGCCGCCUUGUCGGGCACGCUGAACAUGCCUAUGCAGUACGAUGAACUGUCUACUCUGACACCUGUCGUGCGGAAGGAAGUCUUGACGGGUGAACUGAGCCGACGUAUCAAGGCCAUGAAUGUAGCUUUACCUGAGGAGCUCGAUGCUGUAGUGGAGUCGAUCGUCGGUCUCUCGCUCAUUGAUGUCGUCCAGGGCAUCCAGGAUCCGAGCAAGCUUGUUCAGCAAGUGCGAGUCGCCAAAGGCUCAGUCGGAGUCUCCAAGACCUCCUCUCCCGCCAAAUCGCCAUCACCCGCAGUAUCACAGGACUCGCGCAAUCUAGACGUGCUAAAUGCGACUGCAUCAGCGCCCGACCAUCCAUCGACGCCCAUAUCCAUGCCUGCGACGCUUUCCACUCCUCCGCGCACAGAAUCGCCUUCCGGCUCCGUCGCGCCCACUUCCGAACGCGAGCGCAUGUUCGCCGCGGUCAGCAAGCUAGAGUCGGCGCGGAUCGCCGAGCUGACCGAGCUCCUGAUGAGCCUACCAAAGCGCGAGCGUGCUAUGUGUCUGUUCAAUGUCGAGGUGUUGCGGGCAAAGAUCGCAGAUGCCAAGAUGGUGCUAGAGGUCGACGAGGGUCAGGAGGAGCAGCAUGCAAAGUCGGAGCCGCCUGUAACGCCGCAGGCUAGGAAAGUUGCGACACCCUUUGACGUAUCACCGAAGACACCAGAUUUGUCCUCGCGGGGACCGUCUGCCGCGGCAUCGCCGACGCCACCGACGCCUAGUCAGCUGACGUCGUCCACAACAACGUACACGAUUGCAUCGCUUGCGCGACUUCCUGCAGCAGAGAUUAUCAGGCUGGCGAACGGCUCGUCUGCCACGGGGCUGCCCUUGCCGAAGGCCGACCCGGCGGUGGUAAAGGCUACAGAUGAAUUCAUGGAUGGCCUGACGGAUAAGCCUAUUGCACAACAGAAGCAGCAAUUGGGCGAUAAGAUCUUCCGUGCGGUCAAGUCGUUUGGCAUCAAGGGAGCCCCCAAGAUUACGAUUGCUCUCCUUGACCAAGAUGAGCUCCGUCCUCUCGCACAUCUCGUGAAUAGCUACCCAUCCGUCCUCAAGGAGAAGGCGCUUCUUGUCCAGGCCUCGGUCAGCAAGUGAUCACGGCGGCCUGAUAUCGAUCUUCCCAUACAUACUCACGAUUUCCACGUGUCCCAAGUUCUUCCCGUCAAGCGAUAUCUACUUUCCUCGAAGCAUAGCCUCCUAAUCGCCGCACCUUCUCAAGGCGGCUCGUCCCAUCAAUAUUGCAAUCAUAUCGGCCGGAUGGUCCCAUUCAUUUCAAUUUCACCUCACCUUAGUGGUUUCCCUCUCAUCGCUACUCCUCUACUACCAACCGUUGAGUCACGCAAUGCACGGUUCUCGUACUUACUUAACGAUACAUUUCGCGUAGCUACUUGCUUAUGACCUUUACGACCUCCAGUACCGUCCGCUCCUUGCUUGUCUCCACGUGGUGCCUGAGUAUCAAAUCAAUGUGUCAUGGGUCCACCAAUGGCAUGAUAACGGAAUGAUUCGCAGCUAGAUGCAAUCGGUCAGUUAGAGCGGUCGUACCAGAAAGCUAUUUUAACGCAGUCAG